UCCCUCCUCCUGCAGCUGGUCCAGAACCAGGUCCACCUCUAUAAUUUUCUACUCCUCAAGAUCAUCCUCUUCAACCACUGGAUGUCAAGGCUGGUCCAGGAGGCCCAGGGGUCGUGCGGCCAGCAGGCCCUCCCACUGCCUGGGCUCACAGCCUGCCCAGUGGGCUUGGUUCUACGGGUUGGGCUGGCACUGAUGGAGGUCCCUGUGUGGCUGCUGCUGAGGGUGCCCAGGCUAGUGUGGGCAGGCAUGCUGGGCUGUGUCCGGUCCUUGUGCCUGGACCAGAAGUGGCCAGAUGCCUCGGAGCAGCUGGGCCUGUCUGUGGCCACCUGGAUGGACCUUCUUCUGUCGUGCCUGCAUAGCCUGAUGCUGGCGGCCUUGCUGCUGCUGCUGCUGACCUGGAGGCUGCUGUGGAAGGCCCACUGCUGCAGCCUGGGCUGGCUGUCCAGCAAGGCUCUGCUGGAGAACCACAUGGUGCUGGAGCUACUGGAACUGCUGAAGCAUCUGUACUGGUGGGUGGAGAGCAUGAUAGUAGUUACCUCCUGGCAACUGGCCUAUCUAGUCACUUGGACCACCUGCCUUGCUUCCCACCUGCUGCAGGCUGCCUUUGAGCACACAGCCCAGCUGGCCCAGGCCCAGGAGGCUGAGCCCCAAGAAGCGUCCCCAUUCUUCGAGUCCUUGGCUCUCAAGGCUGGGCCAGUCCUGCCAGAGCAUGAAACCCUUGGAGAAUAA
Miniopterus natalensis is the source of this 729-nucleotide messenger RNA. The record is from RefSeq and is a predicted model, not a curated record. Lineage: Eukaryota; Metazoa; Chordata; Mammalia; Chiroptera; Miniopteridae.